This is a messenger RNA of Micropterus dolomieu (smallmouth bass), 2092 nucleotides long. Its product is annotated as gastrula zinc finger protein XlCGF7.1-like. The transcript is spliced from 2 exons. Gene Ontology annotation, biological process: regulation of transcription by RNA polymerase II. The record is from RefSeq and is a predicted model, not a curated record. Gene Ontology annotation, cellular component: nucleus. Gene Ontology annotation, molecular function: RNA polymerase II cis-regulatory region sequence-specific DNA binding; DNA-binding transcription factor activity, RNA polymerase II-specific. NCBI's taxonomy places the organism in Eukaryota, Metazoa, Chordata, Actinopteri, Centrarchiformes, Centrarchidae. The coding region runs from base 681 to 1634 and encodes 317 amino acids.
CCAGCCUAGAAGUAACACAUGCAUGGACUAGUUUUUCUGCAUCAUUUUAGUAUCUUCAUGUAGAUUUAAAAAGGAAAAUAAGUGUAUUGAACAGAAAUAGCUAAAUUACAGAAAACUGACAAGCAAAGCAAAUUGUAUUCCCUUCAAGUAACCAUGUUGCACAGACUGGUGAUGACAUGGCUUAUUUAUUUAUUGUACUCAAGGGCUCAGCUGAGGGGAUUAUUUUACUUUAGGAGAGUUAGAGAGGUGUUUCUAGUUUUGAAAAUGUAUUUUAAUGUAAUCUACUUUCUCAAGCAAACAUUAAUUAGACCACGUAUUUCAAGAUUUCUUAUUUGUUUGUCUUGACCUUAAAAAACUUGCAUCCUGAAGUGUGUGUAUGUCACUGCUAUGUGUCUAUAAACAAUUUAAAAGUAGGUAUAAUGUUCACACAGAGGUGAGCAUCCUACAGUAUUUUAAGAAGGAGAAGGAGGAGAAAAAACUGAGGUUGCAUGGAUAGCUACUAGACACUGUAUAGUAUAUUCUAAAAUUCCCAUAGUAAAAAGACUGUUGGGCCAAUGGCAUUUCAUCAGAGUUUGCAGUGAAGCCAGUUCUGUGAUAACAAACAUUUGUUGCUUUCCUAGAUGUGAGAUGAAGUGACCACAGAACAGGGAUAUUGAGAGCCAGUCUCCCAGGAGGUCAGCAUGUCUGAAGCAGAGGCCUCCACCCAGCCAUCACACGCUGAAGGUCAGGUGUUUGUGAAGCAGGACACAUCAGGACCAGGAUUACCAGAGCUUCAGGAACACUGGCCCGGCCAGCAUGAAAGGAAACCGCAGGACCUGUUAGGUGACGCUGCUACUUGUUUAAAGUGUGAGAGCACUCUGUCAUCUUGUUGCUGCCAGACCCAAACUGUAGCCAGUGGAGAUCUUCUUCCUGGCACUUCAACUGAGUGGGUGCAAACAGAAGAGGAAACAGAUGGUUGUGGAGGGUCAGAUUUCCAGCAGCCCCUCUCUUCAGAUAGUGGGGACGGAAAUAAUACUAGUGAUGCUGAAUGGACGGAGAGUGGAGGAUCUAACUCCAGUUCAAACACAGUGAAGUCAAAGAAAAGGGCAAAGCGAAGACAAAACCGCCCCAUCUUGAACAUUAAGCAAAUGACAAAUCUAAGACCUUUUUGUUGUGCAAUGUGUGGAGAAUCUUUCCACUACAGGAGUUUAUUAAUGAAGCAUGUUAAAUCACAUGCAAACAAUGCAACUGGUCUCUGUCCCACAAACCAAGCGUCUACAGAAAGUGGGAUUGAACCCGACGAAAGACACAGGGAGGACAAUCUGUGUUAUGUCUGUGGCAAAACAUUUACCACAAGGUCCCAUUUAAAAAGGCACUUGCUGGUUCACACAGGUCAGAAACCACACUGUUGUAAAGAAUGUGGCAAAAGAUUUGCACGUGGUGAAUGUCUGAGAAUACACAUGAGGAUCCACACGGUGGACAAGCCAUACACAUGUGAAGUCUGUGGGAAAGGAUUCAAGCAGAGGGGCAACAUGAUGUGUCACAUAAGAACCCACACAGGAGAGAAACCCCAUCACUGUGGCAUCUGCUCCAGACCGUUUGCAUAUAAAAAGGACAUGAUGAGACACAUGCAAGUCCACGCAAAGACGACGUGAAAUCCCAUUGUGAGGUUUCAUUCACAUAAAAAAAAACAGCUGUCAGUGAUGUACUGUUGGGUCGAUCUUGUAUUAUUUUUCUUCAAAUAACUGACCCUAUGUAGACAGUGUGACGUCACACCUGGAUAUUUGCGAUGGACAUGAGAUUUUGUCUGUUGGAAAUGUUGCACUGAUCUAAGACAUUGAAGGUAAACAUUUUGGUAGAACAAAACAGCAUUUGUGCAACAGUGGAUGUUUUUUUUUUUUUAGGAUUGUGUCAAACAUAGGAUAGGGCAUUUAGCCAUUUAGGAUUGGGGAUUUGGGGAUUUAGGAUUGAGCCGUGCAUGCAAAUGAGGAGGCGUGGCCCAAAGGCUGCAGGGAGGGUUUGGAAGGGCUGAGGCACAGAGGCACUUUAUGGACUGCAGGGGGAGCUCUGACUGCUAGUGUUGUGUCGUUCAAUGAACGUUUCAUUCAUAAGA